Messenger RNA from Lodderomyces pseudojiufengensis, 3006 nucleotides. It is a transcript of the gene TFC4, whose product is annotated as transcription factor TFIIIC subunit. The transcript has a single exon. Gene Ontology annotation, biological process: transcription by RNA polymerase III. The record is from RefSeq and is a predicted model, not a curated record. Bases 1 to 3006 code for a protein of 1001 amino acids. Gene Ontology annotation, molecular function: protein binding. Gene Ontology annotation, cellular component: transcription factor TFIIIC complex. Lineage: Eukaryota; Fungi; Ascomycota; Pichiomycetes; Serinales; Debaryomycetaceae.
AUGUCAAAUGAAGGCAACCUACGGAAAACCAAUGGAAAUGGAACCUCAAAUGUUGAUAUAAUAGAUCCAGAUCUAGUCGAUCGAAAUAAUGAUGUUACCACAUUAUUAGCAGACCAAAUGGAACAAGAUAAUGAUGAUGAAGAAGAUAAAUUGGAUAAAGCAUUAAAUGAAUUGGAUAUGGCCAAAUUUGGGGUCGAGGAAGAUGAUAUGGAUAUAGAUGAUGAUGGAGAUGGAAAUUAUUAUUUUGAACAAUCAGAUGGAGAUUUUGAUGAUGACGAUGAUGAUUUUUUGCAAUUAUCAGGAGAAGAUGAUUACGAUGAUGAUUAUGACUUUAAAGAUGCUUUAAAAGGUGCAAGUAAUUUUAAAGUACGGAAUAGAAGAGAGAAAUUAUCAAAAUCUAAUAAAUCAUAUUUUAAAAAGAGAAUGGCUAGAGAAACGAAUAGAGAAUUAGAUCCAGAAGUAAGAAUGAAUUUAUCGAUGGCUAAUGAAGCAUUUGUUAGAAAUGAUUUACAAGUAGCACAACAGUUGUAUAAAGAAGUUAUUAAGGGGGAUCCUAGAAAUUUUAGUGCUUACAAGUCAUUAGGUGAAAUAUACAAAACUAUGGGUAAAUUAAAUGAAUGUUGUAGUUCUUGGUUAUUGGCAGCAAAUUUACAUCCAUGGGAUACUGAAUUUUGGGGUCAAGUUGCAGAAUUAUCAGUAGAAUUAGAACAUAUCGAUCAAGCAAUAUAUUGUUAUACAAGGGCUAUUACCCCUGAUACAAACAAAAGUGCAAAAUAUAUUUUAGAAAGAGCCUUAUUGUAUAAAGAAAAAAAAUCUUAUGGUAAAUCAUUAGAUGGGUUUCAAAGACUUCGUCAAUUAUGGCCUAAAAAUUCUAAUAUUAUUAAAUAUUUAGCAAGUGUUUAUGUUGAUCAAAAGAGAUUGAAUGAUGCGAUUAAUUUAUACAUGAGAAUUUUGGAUAGUAACAUUCAACCUGAUCCAACAUCUGAUGAAAUAUAUCCGGAUUUCGGCUGGCCCGAAUUAAAUAUUUUGUUGGAAUUGCAUAUGCAACAUCGUUCAUUCAAACUCGGUAUUAAUGUAUUGAAAUUAGCUGCUAGAUGGAUUCAAGGUAGGAUGAAUGAAAACUCGUAUUGGGAUGAAGAUGCUGAUGAUGAAUUUGAUGCUGAAAAGAGAUUUAAAAAUAAAUUGAAACUAAAACCUGCUGAAGAAGAAGCAUUUAAUUCUAAACCUUAUGAGUUACCCAUUGAUAUUAGAUUCAAGUUAGGUUUGUUGAGAUUAGGAUUAGAUCAAAAAGAUGAAGCAUUGGGACAUCUUAAUUAUUUAUUGAUUGGAGAUCAAGAAGAAAUUGCAGAUUUAUUCUAUGAAGCUGGUAAAAAUUUAUCUGAAUUUGGUUAUUAUGAAGAAGCUGUGACCUUUUUGGAGAAAGCUCUGGCUGCUCCAGGAAUGGUUGAAACCGAUUUAGUCAGCUAUCUUGGUAAAUGUUAUUUUGAAGUUGGAGAUUAUGAAGGAGCUGAACAUGCUUUUUCUCAAUUAUUGAAUUAUGAUCGAAAAAAUGUUGAUUAUAAAUUAGCAUUAGCUGAAACAUUGUAUCAUUUAGGUGAUGACGCCCAAGCAAAAGCUUUAAUUAAAGAAGUGAAAAGAGACACAUCGAGGGAUGAUUCAGUUGGAGACGAGAUAGAAUUAGAAGAACAAAAAGGUUUGUCCAUUAUCAAAAAUAAAGUUCGAAAAACAACUAGAAAAAGAUACACUGAACAAGAAAAGUUAGAAAUGGAAGCCAAUGCAACUUCCAAAGUAUUAGAGAAAUACCGUCGUAUGGAAAGAUUACAAGAAGCUAUCAACGAGGGCGAUAGAGUUGCAAUAUCAGCUUGGAUUCAAUUGGCUUCACAAUUGAUUGAAAUGUUUACAAAUGUGAAAAGUUUUUUCCCCAAAGAUAAGUCGAAAAAAUUUAAAGGAAUUUUAAGAUAUCGUUCGAAUACUCAAAUGAAUCUUGAUGACAAAUUAGCUAGAGCUUAUAAUUUGUUGGAAGGUAUAAAUGAAGAACAACCAUAUAGCAAACAAAUUUUAGUCAAUAAAACAGAAUACAGAGGAAUAACCUAUGACCAAUGGUUUGAUAUCUUUGCUCAAUUUGCAUUAGUUCUAUCAAUAUAUGAAAGUAAUUCAGCUUAUGCUAUUGAUAUUAUUAACAUUGGGUUGGCCGCAAACAUUUUUGCUCAUGAUAAAGCCAAAGAAUCUAUUUUAAGAUUGUUAAAGUUUAUGUUUGUUUAUUCACAACCUAAAUCAUUUGAUAUGGCAUUUCAACAAGUAAGAGUAUUUUUAUUGAAUAAUCAAUUUUCACCUUUUAUGUGUCAAUUUUUUUUAGCUUGUUGUUCUUUAUCAGCAUUUGGAGAAAAUGCUCAUUAUAAUCAUCAAAAAUUUUUCCUUCGUCAAUUAAAAUCUUAUGAUUAUUGCUAUAAAAAAGAAGAAAUUAGCGGAAGGUCGAAUAUAACUGCUGAUUUAACUAAUGUUGAUCUUGGACCAGCUCAUCUUGAUAUAAUAUAUAUAUAUGCUACAUUACUUGGAGGAAAUAAAAGUUAUUCUUCAGUGGUAUUUUAUAUCAAUAGGGCGUACAAAUAUUUCAACAAAGACCCAAUGCUUUGCCUUUUACUAGGGUUAGCACAUGUGCAUAGAUCCAUGCAAAGAUUAAGUACGAAUAGAAAUAUUCAAUUACUUCAAGGGUUAAGUAUAUUUCUAGAAUACAGAGACAAUAGAUUGCAAAAUAAUUCAAGUCCAUAUGAAAGACAAGAAGUUGAAUAUAAUUUUGGGAGAUUAUUCCAUAUGCUUGGGUUGACUUCAUUAGCAGUUGAAUUUUAUAAUAAGGUUUUGGAAAUACUGAAAAAUGAUAUUGAAGAACAAGAUGAAGAUGUAUAUGACUUAAAAUGGGAAGCUGCUUAUAAUUUGCAAUUGAUUUAUACUAUUAAUGGUAACAACCAAUUAGCUAAAGAAAUUAUCGAAGAGUAUCUAGUCAUUUGA